AUGUCAGAGCCCGUCGUCCAGCACUCUUCGCAAGCUGGCUCAUUGCCCAGCGCUGAGAACCCAGGAAAACUCAUUCAAGCGUCCGGCAUUGCAGCUCCGUACCAAGAUGCCAUCAAGGAGGCCAUCCAGGCACGCAUCCAGCAGGGCAAGUCGAGACCCAAGCUUGUCGGUAUUCUCGCUACCCCCAGCCCACCCAGUGUAGCCUAUGCCGAGUGGACACGCAAAGCGUGCGAGGCAGUCGGCAUCGAGUUUGAAAUUUGGAAGACGUGGGACGACUCGGUCGAAGUCAAGGAGGAAGAUCACAAGGGCUCUGCGCCCGACUUCGACCUCGAAGCCGAUGUCGAGGACCUCAUCAUUGCUGCCAACGCCGACGAAAAGGUGCACGGUAUCAUGGUGUACUACCCCAUCUUCUUUGGACGUCAGGACACUUACCUUCAGCAGAUCGUUGACCCACGCAAGGAUGUUGAGGGUCUUCACUUCAGCUACUGCUGGAACAUGUACCACAACGUGCGAUGGAUCUCGCCCGCCAAACUCGGCAACGCGCCCGGGACCACACGCGAGCUACCCGAGGAGCGCGCCAGCCGCGAAGCGCUUGAUGGCGAGCAGGUGCCUCCCGGCAUGGCCAAGUCGAUCCUUCCUUGUACACCGCUUGCCAUGGUCAAGUGUCUGGAGGCCAUUGGCGUAUACGACCGCGAUCUGCCCUACGGUGACCGACUGUACGGCAAGACCAUCACCGUGAUCAACCGAUCCGAGGUGGUUGGCCGUCCCCUCGCAGCGCUGCUUUCCAACGACGGUGCCAAAGUGUACUCGGUCGACAUUGACUCGAUCCAAGAGUUCAACAAGCGUGCUGUCGAGCCAUCGAGUGAACCUCAGGGCCGCGCGCGAUCCGAGAUUGUCAAGGAAGCGCGUGCUCAGAACACUGCCUCGCAGCUCCGCCCACACCACGUGGUACGCAACUGCAGCAUGACCGCCGAAGAGUGCAUCCGUGCCUCGGACGUUGUGAUUGCUGGUGUACCAUCGGCCAACUACAAGAUCGAGACUGAAUGGAUCAAGCCGGGUGCUGUAUGCGUCAACUUUUCCAGUGAGAAGAACUUCAAAUCCGAUGUUAGGACGCGUGCAUCCAUGUAUCUGCCUGCGAUCGGCAAGACAACGAUUGCGAUGCUCCAGAGGAAUCUGCUCCGUCUAGUCGAGUACCGCGAGCUCUCGGAGGGCUCUUCUAGCUAG
Molecule: messenger RNA, 1224 nt
Organism: Mycosarcoma maydis (corn smut)
Lineage: Eukaryota; Fungi; Basidiomycota; Ustilaginomycetes; Ustilaginales
Product: methylenetetrahydrofolate dehydrogenase (NAD(+))
Exons: 1
Coding region: 1-1224 (407 amino acids)
Biological process (GO): purine nucleobase biosynthetic process
Cellular component (GO): cytosol
Molecular function (GO): methylenetetrahydrofolate dehydrogenase (NAD+) activity; methylenetetrahydrofolate dehydrogenase (NADP+) activity
Source: RefSeq, a predicted model, not a curated record